ACUUUCGGCAUUCAAAACUUGUCACGCAAUUCCCGCGCACAAACUAGGUUACCGUGUUUUGAUCGCAAACAAAUUUAAAUAAACUUUCCUGCGUGAUGGAAGGUAGUGAAUUAGAUUCGGAAAACCAGCCUGGAACAAGUGCUGAGGCUGAUUUGUAUCUGAAUGGUUCGCGCAACGGUAGGGCCGAAGAGUUUGAGGACGAUGAGGAGGAAGUCCAAAUGUCCUCGCAAGAGGUUUUGGAAGCUCUUCAACGUGCCUGGAUAAAUGAGAAGUUUGCCCCGGAUGUGCUACCCUAUGAAGAGGCGCUGGUGGAAAUGGUCAUGAUACAGCUGGUGCACAUGGAGGAAAAUCUAGCAACGGCAAACAAGAACGAUCUGCUCUACAUCGUACACCGGAUGGAGGUGGAACGCAUCAGAUUCAUAGUGGCUAGCUAUCUGCGGUGUAGAUUACAAAAGCUGGAAACAUACGCGUCUCACGUCCUUGAAGUGGAGUCUAGCAGACCGCGCAAUUUAAAAAGACUGUCGGAAGCAGAGCAGAAGUUUACGCGCGACUUUCACGAUAGUGUCGAAACUCAUUUCCACGAGCUGGUCACUCGUCACAUGCCACAAAACCAUCAAGAUGAUGAACGAGCGCGCCGCGUAGUACCGAAUAUGAACACACACGUUUUUGCUCGAGCGAGACAGGACGUCGGGGAAUAUUCAUUGGCUGGUGGAGAACACUCGGUCAACAUUCGUUACCGGUGCGGUACAUUUGUUCCGAUACCGCGAUAUUGAGCCACUGGUUAUAGAAGGGCAGCUAGAACUAAUCUGAUGCACGCCCCGAUGCACGUAUUAUGUAUGUUUUCAAAUUUGAAAGGCAAGCAAAAGCUUGUUUGUGUUGCACAAUCUUGUUACUAUGGUUACGUUAGGGUCCGCUACGCUGUAGCGAAGGAAACCAACUUUCGUCCUUCCACAUUAAAGGAAACACACGCGCAGAUAUGAAGCAAAUUGAUAUUGGUGACCUAAACCUUCAUAUUUACGAACUAAAAUAAAGUAAAGUGGCAGUAGUAGUGCAUAGUCGACAACGCAAAAAA
Anopheles stephensi (Asian malaria mosquito) is the source of this 1072-nucleotide messenger RNA. RefSeq names its product DNA replication complex GINS protein SLD5 (gene Sld5). Gene Ontology annotation, cellular component: GINS complex. The transcript is spliced from 2 exons. NCBI's taxonomy places the organism in Eukaryota, Metazoa, Arthropoda, Insecta, Diptera, Culicidae. The record is from RefSeq and is a predicted model, not a curated record. Gene Ontology annotation, biological process: double-strand break repair via break-induced replication; DNA-templated DNA replication. Bases 96 to 773 code for a protein of 225 amino acids.